AUGCUCGAGUUCCUCUGGACAAUCUACUUUGUCUUUAUCGAGCCGGUCCUCUGCCACCUCAACCUCGUCACCCCCGGCUUUGGCGACCCGACCUAUGGACGCGCGCAGCUGCCCUACUCGGCGACCGAGAAGCGGCUCAUCUACGACAACCCCGAGGUCACCGUCAUCCGCCGAAAGGUGCCCCUCCCCGCCCACGCCCUCGCCGACUGCCGCUCCUGGGACAAGGAAAAGUGGACGUUUGUCAGCUACAAUGUGUGGACCAUGGAGGCCAUCGAGCAGCGCGAGGGACUCCACUCGGACCUCGUCAUGUGCCACGGCAUCAACGACUACGCUGGAAAGCUCGUCCCGCAUGCCCACCACUUUUUGAAGCGCGGCUUCCGCGUCAUCGCCAUCGACCUCCCCUCGUUUGGCAGGAGCUCCGGGCUGCACGGGUUUGUACCCAGCAUGCGUAUCAAUGUCAGGGCGAUGCAUGCCGUCAUCAUGGACGUGCGCAGGUGGGACGAGGAGGCGGGCCUCAUCGGUGUGGCGGGGCGGGAGCGCAAGCUGUUCGCAGAGGGACACUCGAUGGGCGGCUUCACCGCCCUCUACUACGCUGCCCUCUACGCGCCCAUCGACCCCACCGAGGACGGCAGCCCGGACCUCGCCAUCAAAAAGGUCCCCUCGGCCGAGGAGGAGGCUGAGCUGGCCCGCCGAGCCGCGUCCAACGGCGUCCGACCCGAGUCCAAGUCCCUCGACCCGCCGCCGUACCGCCCUUGCCUGUCCGGAGUGGCAGUCGCUGCGCCGAUGAUCACCAUCAGCCCGCAGUCUCGGCCGGGCAAGGCGACCGAGUACGCCGCCAAGGUGCUGCGCUUCCUCGCCGGCCGUCUCCCCUUUGCCAAGGCCAUCAAGGGCAACGUCAGCGACGAUCCCAAGGUCGAGUCCGAGUUCCAGGCCGAUCCCAUGACCUACAAGGGCCUGCUCCGCAUCAGCACCGGCCUCGCCAUCCUCGACGGCAUCAACGAGCUCUCGGCCCUCGCCAGCAAGAUCACCUGCCCGCUCGUCAUCCACCACGGCGCAAACGACCGCGCCACCAAUCCGCAGGGCAGCAAGGAGUUCUUUGACCGCGUCGGCACCAAGCCGAGCGAAAAGACCCUCAAGAUCUGGCCGGGCUACGAGCAUGUCAUGAUGAAGAACGUUGCGGGCAUGAGCAAGGCCGACGAGGAGAAGCGCGACGCGGUGCUCUUCGAAAUCGGCGACUGGCUCGUCGCGCAGGCCCGCAAGUGA
This is a messenger RNA of Pseudozyma flocculosa PF-1, 1263 nucleotides long. RefSeq lists its product as uncharacterized. Gene Ontology annotation, molecular function: lipase activity. The transcript is spliced from 3 exons. Gene Ontology annotation, cellular component: membrane. Lineage: Eukaryota; Fungi; Basidiomycota; Ustilaginomycetes; Ustilaginales; Ustilaginaceae. Bases 1 to 1263 code for a protein of 420 amino acids. The record is from RefSeq and is a predicted model, not a curated record.